AGGUGGUGACUAUCGCUCCAUAUUGGUUGGGUCAAGUCAAGAGCUCAUGAUAGGGGGCAAGGUCGCAUGGCAUACCGGUGAUCUCGGCGGAUGGUGAGUUUCUGUGCAGCGCCUUAACAGCCUCAGCCACCACCACUAAUACCGGUAUCGGCGUACCGGUACGGUAGCCUGCCCGCUAUCAAUAAUUAAAAAAGCUUAAACGACACACCCAAUCAGCCGGAAGGAGAAAAGGAGGGCAGUGUUGGUGCCGGUAUGGUAUUAAAAGGAAUCGGAAAAAAAAAAGAGCCUACAUCCAUUGGAGAGAAAAGUAGAAAAAAAAAAAGAAAGCACCAUGAAAUACUCCAAAAAAAAUCUUCCGACGACGCCCAAUUCCGUUUAAAACAAUAAUAUCAUAAUAAUAAUAAUAAAAAUACAAACUCCUAACCCCACAGACGCUAUAACCACCACCACCACGCUUCGCCCCGAAAACGUGCAAAAGUGGCUUUUCUUUUCUUUUUUCUGCUUGGAUUUCGGGCUCCUGCUUCCCUUAUUCACACGGCUUCACAAUAGCCGAUGGUAUCGCCCAAGAGUCUGUCCAACGCCACGCCUGCUGCGCAUUCUCGUGCUUCAUUCGCGCUCUCGAAUUCUACGCCUGAUAUGGAGACAUAUUCCCGACCGUUUAUUCGGACCCGACAGGAGUACAUCCUGGGCGAAGGAUGGUAGAUUAUGUAGACUGGAGGGGAUAUGUCCGAUUGUUUGCAAUAGUCUUUUGUCGAGGAGGAGGAGGGUUAGCCUUUCGAGGAGUGUGGUAGAGGUUUUAGAGGGACAAACCCGAGAGCUUUUGCUGACUUUCCGUCUCAAUGAAGAGCUUCUCGAAUACUCGACAACUCAUGAUGUGGCUGGCCAGUCGCAUUGAUGUCAUUAUCAUUUUGACCGAGGUUUGCGUUCGGAAUUGGAACUCUUCGGGGGGGUAGGCUUUGGCCGUGGUCCACGAGGAUUGAUGACCGUGGUUGCGGUGAAUUGGGUGAGGAGGAGAGUGGUAGAUGGAUAGCACAGGGCAGGGAGCGAGAAAAAAGGAAAAGAAAAAAGAAAGUAGAACACGGUAAAAGCUGGAGAAAGGCUGUGUUAGGGCGGUUUAUGCGAGUAUAUAUAUAAAAUCAGAGUGUCUUUCUGACGAUCAGGGUCGGAAUAUGUUCCGGGACAGGAUUUACUCGGGCCUGCAGGGUUAAGGUGUGAAGGAUGAAUAUUCGGUAAAUGUCUAUUUUUUUUUCAGCUUCCCGACAUCGCCAGCGUGGCACGGUAGUUUAUUUCGUUCUUUUAAGGCUGUUGGAGGAAGGAGUUGGGGAAGCUUCUUUCUUUAUCGCGCACGGCUCCCGGCUGGGGACGUCCUGACAUUAAAGGGUACUUGUAAUGGAAAGCGCUCAGUGGGCUCGUCGGACCCGGAAGAGGUGGUGCGGUUGCUUUUUUCUUUGGUCCUGCAAUGCCAGUACCGUAGAUAUACUGUAUCCGUCCCUUGCGUCAAUCUCCCUUUCUCCUCCUCCCUCCGUUCCCCACUACCGGUAUCGUAAUGCGACGUCUCGGGGCCACUGAAUCAGCGCAAGUGCGGUUGGUGCACCGACCAUAUAAAGCCGUUUUCCCCUGCCCGCCUUAAACCGAAUCAUGAUGGGCAUGGGAACCACUUUUACUGUGUAGCGCAGCUUACAGCUCAUUUAUGCUCUUGCCGUAUUCCUUUAGAGGGGCUAGCGGGUUCCUGCGCAUUCGGGAUACCUCUAUCCCCACCCCUCCUCCGUCUCUUAUGUUCGGAGACCAGUCAGUUCGUGAGAGUUGCGGCGAAGAACUGCCCUCAUUGCGGUUAUCGGCCGCGCUGCACCUUGAUCCUUUUGCUUUCUUUCCUUAGGGCUGGCCGGGCGUAGCACCUUAAUCCUCUGGCAUCCUCCGAUCUCCUUUCUAUUAUCGUACACCACAUUUCCAAUCGUUUAUCCCCCCAUCGAGAUUCCGUAACCGGAUCCCUGAGUUUGGACCCCCUGUCCCUAUCUGAUGACCUAUUUCUCUGCUGGUCUUUCCCAUCCGUUUGUUGGGUUUGGGGUUCCACCACUCUUACGAGACGAGAAUCCGGUUUUGUCUAUGAUUUCUCGAUUGGAGAUACUGUGUACAUAGUACCGUGCUCUGCUCUGAUUUAUCGGCGGGCCCCCGUUUGGUCACCUGCUGCCUGGUUCGUCUGCGUGCCUUAGGGGCGAAGCCCGGGCGGGCACAAUUGUGACGACAAUCAUGUACGAACACUUGAGUUUUAUCAAUAUAUAUAACCCUGAAACAACCGCUUCUUGCAUGAUGCCUAACAUGCUGCGUCCCCCGAGAGCCCUCAAGGCCCUUCCCAUCGAGUCCUUUUUUUUCCUCAAAAAAAAACAAAAAAACAUAAGGUAUGAAAAACUGCACAACGUACAUGCUCCGGAAUUUCUCCUGCCUGCUUUUGUCUCCUCUUAUCAUGUACAGUAGUAAUUGGAUCUUAUUUUCUUGCUAUAUUAACUCAUAGAUGGAGAGCAUCCGCAAUACCGGCAGUUGUGCACCAGUAAGUUAACCGACAGGCUCAGUAUGAGAAGUAUUCCCCGGUUGUUUAGCGGAAUUGGGAUCUUUGGUCCGGUGCUGCGCCGCUAUCUUGUGUUAAGAUCAGCGUUAUCGACAUCGGAGCAGAUGGAGCUGGAAUGGACACGAUUGCCAAUUUCGGCCCUUCUGGCACAACGAUCUGGAAAGACUGGUUUGGUGCGGUCUUAAAUCCUGACGAAUAUGGGGCCUCUGCGUGGAGCAAAACUCGGAAGGCACGGAUGCUGUUACUCCGUGGGGACCGGGAGAUUUUCUGGAAGUCUUUGGGUACAGAAUUUUUAUUUUUUUGACCUCCGCGAGUCGGAGGUCGAAUUGGGUUUGUCGGUGGUAGGCUCUUGGGAUGGUGGGUGCCUGUGCUCUCCCUUCUCAUAUGAUAGAUGGGGCUCGCGUUACCCGUCCUUUGCCCCCAUGGGUCACCAUCCAAUCUGUGAGGGAGUUAGCGCAAUGGCCAAGAUAACCAUGAAGUGCGACGGUGCAAGUUGCCGAUCCAAAGAAGACACCUACCAUCUCGCCUCCUAGAUCUCCAUACCAGAGAAAUUGAUGCGUAUGAUUCGCCCGCGGCGCAGGAUAGGGUGCCUGUCUGGCAACCUUCAUCAAUACCGGUAUUUCAUAUGGUCUCAGUGGUAGGGAUGUUGGUGGACAGGUGUGGGAUUGUGAAGUUGUCUCGGAUGACAAAAUACGGUGCUGUCUUUGUUUAAUAGGAUAGCCGGCCGGUGCAUCAUACCUGUAGUAGAUAUACCCGUACGGGCGCUAUUCCCCCGGCAGACAUCCGACUUUCGACUUACCCGGGCGAUAUUGCCACACUCGCGCAAGUGAUAUUGAGGGCUGGAAUUGGUGACUGAUUGUGUCGGGGGUGGUGCGAUUCAUUAUGUGGCAGAAGGGCCUGGGCAAUCCCGGGAGCCAGAUAUCGCGUAUCUAAAGGGAGUUGACCACGGUGGCGUACCAUAUGGGGCCAUUGACUGCCUCACCGUAUAUUGCUCGAGUCUUCUUCCCCAGAGGCAGUGGUUUGAUGUGCUCAAUGUUGCGGUUUGUACCGUAUGUUACAGCACAACCCGCAUCUCACACUGCCUCCUAAUCUAAUACUGCUAAUUUGCGACAAUGCUGAUGCGGCUCUUCGGUGCGAUAAGUUAAGCUUUUUCCCAAUUCGUCGGGGGGCGACGUUUCCACACCUCUUCAACGAACCAACCGGGUAUAUAGAGAGCAAUUAUCCCAUCUGUCCGCCACCCCUAUCGCCACCAAAAUAGCCAGGAUGGCCCCACUCGUUCUGGAAAUCUCCCUCUCAAUCAUCUACCCAACCACGACGGCCCCAUUCUCUGAUGGAUCCGUGAGGAUCGACAUCGCCGCUCCCGAUCAAGCACACAAAGGAAAUGUCGUUCCUCACCAUCAGCCCCCGCCGGCAAUUUUGCAAACCGGCCCAUCACAUCCGUUAUACCGCCUUCCUCAAUCCAUCUCCUCUGGGGGCAUGAAGAUUCACUUGAAUGCUUACGCCGCAUCCGAGGGAACCCCCGAGGCCAUAUCCCACCGCGAAUUAGCUCGUUCUUCCCGCACAAGCAUGAUUGACAAAGACCAUAUUCUGUACGAGAUCGCGAAGGUGCCGGUUGGUUCUGAUUACCAUCUUGAGUGCUUUCGCUACGGCAAAGACACUGGAGCGUACGGGUUCGGUCUGAUGUCCUUCGUCAGCGGGUGGAUAUCUGGCGGCGUUUGGAAUGUUGAAUAUAAGACUCAAGCCUCUGGAGCCAAGGUCGAAAUUUUUGUCAGGAUGCGGAUUGAUGACGGUGGCUCGGAGCAUGGCGUUUGGAAGUUGAUUGAACCGGUACAGAAGGUGGUUGCCAAAGAGAGGCCUCCGAGGGAAGGGGAGUACGGUGAGAAUGGGCGCUGUAUCGAGAUUUUUGAGGAUGAUUUCCACGGGCAGGGGAUCAUGCCCGGGGAGGAGUGGAGGGACUUCAUCACUGCUUGCUGGAUUACGAAGGUUUGGAGAGAGGCUACAAAAAAGCCACUUUUCGGAACAUCAGUGAGAAGCAGCACUGAAGCUGGUACCCUGCCAACUUGGUAAGGUGGAAAUGGCCAUUUGUACUGUUCCUCGACUUUUCAAGGGGAAGGAAAGAUUAGGUGUUUUUGCUCUUUGACAGCUUCCGUGCUUUCCAGACAUUACUAGAUCAGGGGGAGAAACGUUUGGUUGAAAUUUUGAGAGAUAUGAGACGGUGGGAUCCCCGUUAUGAUCUGUACAUUUAGCAUCCACUUGAAUGUUCUGUAAAAUUCUUUCCGUUAUUGUCUAUUCUAUGCUAUCGUCCGUCAACUGAUAAUGCUUUAUUCUUGUUGCAGC
Molecule: messenger RNA, 4900 nt
Organism: Tuber aestivum (summer truffle)
Lineage: Eukaryota; Fungi; Ascomycota; Pezizomycetes; Pezizales; Tuberaceae
Source: the annotation of a GenBank genome assembly